Messenger RNA from Bursaphelenchus okinawaensis, 3005 nucleotides. NCBI's taxonomy places the organism in Eukaryota, Metazoa, Nematoda, Chromadorea, Rhabditida, Aphelenchoididae. The record is from the annotation of a GenBank genome assembly.
AUGGACUUCUUGAAGGCGUACACGGCAAUCAGCACGUUAUCCAUUCUGGCAGUGGACGAUAGAACCGAGUUAUGCGUAGACUUCUACGCAUUUAAGGUAGAGAACAACAACGCCGUCGCUUCGAAGUACGUCCGAUGCCCGGGCAAUUCCACCGUCGUGGCUGAUUUUGCGUAAGUUGUAUUGAUCAUUUGUUUUUCUUGAGUACCUUCUUUGUUAGUUGAGUACGUUUCUGUUUACCGCAGUAUAGUUUUGGCAGGUCAAAGUUUGUUUUUUUAAAUACUUUUGUCUCAUUUUCCCUUUUGAGCGCAGAGCAUAAGCGGUUCAAUAGCAGCGAGCGAGUGAGCUCGACUUUGACUCGGAAGCUUAAGGGAUCGGUUCCCGUCGGCUUCCAAAGGCUAAAAAACACCUCAAAAUGUUUUUUUAUUUUUUUUCUAUUUUAAAUUUUCUAUUUUUGUUAAUAAAUACAGUCUUAAAACUAAACAUAAUUAACAUUUUGAACAUAAGAAAAAAGAAUAUAACACAAUUUAAACUUAAAUAAUUGAUAAAAAAGAAAAUUUCAACAAUAGUUGUUCAUAACAUUUGUAUUAUUUCACUGUCACCGUUAUGGGGGACAUUAAUGAUGUGUACUUCACCAUUUCUUGUACGUCACUAUCCCAAAAUUCGUUCAUAUUUUCAUAAUUUUCUGGCAAUAAGAUAUCAGAAUCUCUCAACAUUAACAAUUUACUGUACAGAAUUUGGAAAGAGGUCUUUUUGCUUCUAGUAGCUUUAGAAAUAUCAGUAGCUGACGUCAACUCUACCACCAAUAAUAUUAAUGUCCACCAUAACGGUGAAAGUGAAAUAAUACAAAUGUUAUGAACAACUAUUGUUGAAAUUUUCUUUUUUUUAUCAAUUAUUUAGGUUUAAAUUUUGUUAUUAGUGAGUAUCUUCUUUGAUGGUUGAGUACGUAUAUGUUUGACUCAGUAAAGUUUUUUGUUAGUGAAUCGGAUUUUUUUAGCAAGUACAAGCUGGAUUCAACAAUCAAGUAUACGAAGCAUAUGAUUGUGCCUCAAAGUACUAACGUUGACACAGUCCUCCACGUUGGGGAGUACGAGGGGCGGUAAGUAUAGUUGCGUGAAUAAUUUUCAAAAUUUAUAUUUUUGCUAUAAAAAUAAUUAAUUUUCUUAUUUUAGGCCCCCACAAGUAGGAUUUUGGUUGGCACCUAACGGACGUGACCCAAAGUUUUUGACUGCCAAGGCAAAACGGGAUGACUUAGUUCAAAUCAGUUCAUCUUCGGGUUACGUGUUCGGCCAGGGGUGCACUUAUCUGGGUUCUUUUUAUUUUCCAAUUAAGAAUCCUAAUUCACUUAAAUUGACGAAUUUCGACUCUCCGAAGAUUUGCGGUAUGACAUUCGGCCACACUUCAGAAGGUCUGAUUUGGGAAGCACAGGGCCAAUGUCUGAAGCUGGUUGUUGAAGGAAAACUUCCUAGUAUGAAGGCAGAGCCCUGCCCGACGGUGGACAAAGUUAUGUUUACCAUGGUAAGAUUUAUAUUUUUUCAAAUUUAAAAAUUAUUUUUGUUUUUUGAACCUCUACAGUAAGAUAGAUACAAGGUGGAGUUAUAUUCUGGGUAGAAAUUGAAAAAUUUAGAAUUUUAGACGGCUUUGAAGAACCGCGACUCCUCGACUCAAGGCGACCUCACUGACGCUCAACUCGACACAACCUUGGCACUCUUGUAUCUAAAGUAAGUUGACGGUUACUGUAACUUCAUCUAUUGAUCUUGGCUUUUCGAAAUUUACAUAAGACCUUAUCUUACUUUAUGUUGGGCUUAUGUUUUGUAAUUGUUGUACGAAAUUUGAUAAAAUGGAAAUGGUUUAGCUGGAAUUUAAUAUUUUUCCAAUUUUAGAGAGAAACCACUGACUACAACUACUGAACUAGUGGAGGAAACGACUAUUACAGAAGUCAAUGCUACUACCCAAGUGGUUGACAUUGUUACCGAGUCCGAGUGAGUUUAGUAUGAGGUUCUGGAAAAUUUUUGAGGCUAAUGAAGAAUUGUUUUUAGUUAUACGUUAAUGUGAAGUUAUUUACAAUUUUUAAACUUAAGUUACAAAAACUAUACCUAGAGUUUCUAAACUUAAGCACAGUUUUACCGGGAAAGGGAAAUCUCGGGGAAUGCGUUUUCGGGGAGUCCAUUUUCGGGGAGGAAGUUUCGGGGAAUAGUAUUUUCGGGGAAUGUAAGUUCGGGGAAUAUGUUUUCGGGGAAUAAUAUUUUCGGGGAAAAAUUUUAAAAAAAUUUAUUUUUAUGUAAAGUCCUAAAAAAGUUUUCACACUUUUUAAAAUUUAUAUCUCAAAAACUAAACCUAGAGUUUCUAAACUCAUUUUUAAGCACAGUUUUACCACACCUUAUUUCAGCAGUUCACUUCCCCUUUGGCAAAUCGGUUUGAUUAUUGGUAUUGUUCUCGCAGUGCUGCUUCUUGUCCUAGCUGGAGUCUACUGCUACUUCAGGAAGAAGGGCAAGAAAACUAGGCCAGGAUCGGGAACGCCAAGCGAGACAUCAGUUACUGGGACGCCCAACUCUAAAGGCAAGGUACCGAAGAAGCGAAGAAAGACCAAGUCCAAGUCUUCUAAUUCCAAUCCGAAUUCCAAGCUUUCCGAUUCCAAAGUCUCCGAUUCCAAGACUUCCAAUUCCAAGCUCUCCAGGUCCAAGAAGUCGAUAAAGGCUGGCGCUUCCAACAACGUGGCUCCGGCCAAUACCGGUACUGAUGGAAAAGGAACGAAUGGCACAGGAGCUCCAGCAGGCGCCAACGCCCAAGGAAGAGGUCCCAGACAAGUGGAACACUCCUUGAAUGAUGGCGAAAUUCGUCACCAUGGCAACUUUGCUCAGGUCCAAAGAAUAGGAGAAGACUAUCAUAUCGAGCUGAAAAACAUUGCCAAGAGCGAACACCCUGAUUCAGACAUAAGAAAUGGGAGGAGUCUAGCUGAAUCCGACACACAAAGUGAUUCCCAAAACGAAGCCCCGGCGAAAAAAUGA